Messenger RNA from Mesocestoides corti, 4812 nucleotides. Lineage: Eukaryota; Metazoa; Platyhelminthes; Cestoda; Cyclophyllidea; Mesocestoididae. The record is from the annotation of a GenBank genome assembly.
AUGGAAACAAAAUUGGCAAUCGUUAUUCUGACUUUGAACAUUCUUUUGAAUACUUUGACCCCAGAUGCCCUUAAUCACCCUCACUCGAAAGUGUUUCGCAUAGUUGAGGAAUCUCCAAAUGGAACUGAAAUUGACGGUAUUUCCAACUACCUCCAAAGUUUUGUUGAAGCAAGGUUACAGGCUACCUAUCAACUCCUCGAUUCUCAUGAAAUGCUCACUCGUCUGCUUAAGAUCGAACCUCAGACUGGCCGUCUCUUUAUUGAUGGUCGGGUAGACAGGGAAGCUCUCUGUCCCCAGUCAUCUGCCAUCUCUUUAAACUAUCUCGAUCCAGAUGUCACUUGUGUUAAGCAAAUUAAUAUUUUGGCCACCGUGAGACUUGAUGAUAGACAAAAAGUCUCCGUUCAGACCAUCCCCCUUAAACUUGUAAUCCAAGAUGUCAAUGAUAACGAGCCAUCGUGGAAUACAGAGAGGAAAAAACAAGAUGGAACCCCCAUCCUGGAAACGAGCAUCCUCGAACAGGGACCAGUAAAUAAGGUUCUUAUACCUGCUGCGUAUGAUCCUGAUUCAGGGCCAAAUGGUGAGAUUUCGUAUAGAUUGGAAAAAUAUAGAGACCCUUCAAAUGGAGACCUUGAGAGGCAUGAAAGUGGUCCGGCUCCAUUUACCAUUAGUGGACCAGUUGGUGGCAUGCUUCAACUCACUCCCUUCCAACCCAUUGACUAUGAAAAGCAGAGCGUCUAUGACCUUCUUCUGAUUGCGUCUGACGCCGGUACACCGCCGAAAGUGGGAACCGCCCAUCUUCGAAUCAACGUGAUUGACGUUAACGACGAAGCUCCGGUUUUUACCCAGCAAAUCUUUAGUCCUCCAGGUGGUCAUGGAAUUUCAGAGCGGACGCACCCAGGGAAGGUUAUCCUCAACGUGACUGCUAUUGAUGGGGAUGCCUCUGAACGUAACUCACGUCUCACAUACUCCAUGGUACCUAGUUCAAAUCGGCUAAUAGAAGAAAUAUUUUCUGUGCACCCUGAUGGCCGGAUCCUAUUGAGGCACUGGCUGGAUUACGAAACGUUGGAACCAUCUCACAUGGUUAGCUCCGGGACUGCUGCUCGAGAGGCUCCACCUUCGAAGAAUAAACAAUUCGCGUUUUUUGUAAAAGCUACUGACUCGGCACCUCCACCAUAUGAGAAAACAGGAACCGCUCUAGUCGUUAUCCCAAUAAUUGACGAGAAUGACGAAAGACCAAUCAUUACCUCGCGGUUUUUGGGGCCACCUGAGCUCGUUAAACAAGGAGAAGCAGGCGUUAUAACAGAGAAUUCAACAGUGCCUGUCCAACUUGCCUACAUCCAAGCACGCGAUCCAGAUUUUGAUGGCAGAGACCGUGUUGAAUGCUCUGUUCCCGAUAACAGGAACCUCUCCCUAAAGCGCAUAACUCCAUUGUCGCACCAGCAAUCCACUGGAAACGCAGAUAAUGCACCAACUAACAACGACUUUCUUCUCAGUCUUGAGGUGCCCGUUGAUCGGGAAAUUACAAAGAUGCUUCGAGUGCGAAUCCAUUGUACAGAUGACGCCAACAAUACUGCAGAUAAACUUAUAAACAUUCGCGUAUUAGAUAUUAAUGACGAAGCCCCAAGCUUCCUUUGGCCAGUUUUUUAUUUCUCAGUCAACGAAAACACCAAGGCUCCUCCAGUUUCGAUCGGUUCGAACAGUACAUCACUGGGCUAUAGAAUUGGACGUGUGAUUGCUUACGACAAAGACGAAGGAGAAAACGCAAGGAUUGUCUACAAGAUACUGCCAUCGAUUGAAAUUGAAGAGCCAAAAUAUCGACCAAUACUGUUCCCAGUGAGCGACUACGAAAAAGAUAUAGCCCCCGCGCAAGCUUCGGACCUAUUUCGAAUAGAUUCAUUGACAGGAGAGCUAUUUGCACUGAGGUCCUUUGAUGCCGAAAGAGAGAAAUUGAUAAAAUUUCAAGUAACUGCUGUAGAUCAGCCCUCUAAUCCCAAUGCUGUUAAACAUACCGGCACUUCGAGUGUUUACGUGCAAAUAUCCGACAUGAAUGAUUGGUCACCAGUGUUUUACCAAGUUUUCAAUGAAGACGACCGAAAGAGCCAACAGUUAUAUGUCACCGAUGCUACAGACGAAUCUACAACUACUGAUUCCUAUUAUUUUUCAAUAAAAGAGAAUCUUCCAGCUUACACACUUGUCGGUCGAAUAAGGGCAAUUGACCUGGAUGUAAGCUUCUGGAGUCCUCCACGAAUUUCCGGUGUCAACGGAAGUUCAAUGGACAGCUCAAGAUCAUCGCGUGGGGUAACACUUAAGUUGGCACCAGGUACCGCACCCCACAUAGAAAACGCUUUUAGUGUCCAUUCAACAUCUGGACAGUUGAGAACAACAGGACCGCUGGAUAGAGAAGCCUAUGCUAAUUACACCUUCAAUGUAAUUGCUGUUGAUAAGGGCCCUGUUGAUGGAGUUUCUAGAACAUCCACUGCUUUGGUUUCCGUUUCGGUUGAGGAUGAAAAUGACAAUGAUCCAGUGUUUGUGAGACCGGCACCGGAAUCAGGGAGCAGCAAAGGACCGGAUGGGAGUUCAUACCUCGAGAGCGGUGCACCUCCGUUGCCGCUCGACUCGCGCUCACUGGACACCGAUCAAGUCCCUGUCGUGGCCGUCAACAUGCCCACCGGUGGUGGUGCAAGCGAUGGUAGCGGUAAAGCCCUUGACUCUUAUGUUUUAAUUGACAUCACUGUGCGUCCUCUCGUUCGAAUUGAAGCACAUGAUCCUGACGCUGGUCGAAAUGGUCACAUUCGUUAUGCCAUUACCGCCGGAAACAAUGAUGAUCUUUUCUAUCUCGACCCGUUGUCCGGUUCCCUUGUUCUAAAGUCCGCACACCCAUUUGCUAAAGAAGCUGUCAGUUAUCUUCUUCAAUUGGAAGCUUGCGACCAGGGCAUUCCCCCACGUUGUGCCACUCCAGCUCGUCUGCGCAUUGUCAUAAAUCGACCCACUGGAAGUAGUCCGGGAUCAUCUGGGGGCUUGGUCUAUCCCGGCGCUCAGGACACCACCCUUUACGUCCCACCAGGACGCUACACAGGGGGAUCCCCAUCAUCUGGUGCUGGAGGUGGAGUAGGAUAUCCCGACUCAUGGGACAACGAGCUAUUUGGGGAGGCUGCUGUGCCAUGGGCUUCCUCGCGGUCUAAGUGGGAGGAUAAACAUCGGUACCUUCGAGGAGAAUACGAACCAUCGGGUUCACUGUAUCGAAGAACUGGAGUGACCGUCAGUGAAGCAGUGAUUAUUUGUGUAGCGGUGAUAUUUGCCGUGUUUCUGUGCGCUGCUUUAUUACUAGUCUAUUUGGUGAAAAGGAAAUCAAUCUACUUCUCAAUCGGAGGAAAGCAAAAGCAAAGAGUUGCAGAGACGCCCACAAAUCCUGAUUAUAAUUCAGGCAACUACAAAUGCGAAGCACCUGCAGCGUGCGAGAGCCUAGAAACCAAUGAAAAGACGUCAGUUUACCGCAUGGUUCCAUGCACUCAGGCGCCUGGAAAGAUUGUGUUUGUUGACAAUGACUUCGAUCGGCAAAACAUUCCUGAAGGAUCUGUGUCUGAUACAUUGGCUCUCAACCCUAUUCCUGACGGGAAACGCGUGGCAGCCUCUCUACAGGAUUAUGGUCUUCGAAGAGGAAUGAGUGCAAGUGCUGCGGUGCUAACAAAUUUAGAGUCUGUUUACAUCACCAGCCCGGGAGCAUCAGAUUAUCCUAUGGGUACCUCUGAAUACCCCGACGUGGUGACGCGCUCCGCAUUCAACUAUCCCCAGACGGUGUCACGUGAAAGGAUACAAACCAACGAAGUACCUCCAGCAUUUUUUGGUACUUUUGUUGGGCCCAACGGUUGUGCUCGCACCGUUAAUUUUGGUCAACAUAGCGAAUACGAUUCCACAACGUUCCAGCGGCGUUGUGCUAGUUUAAGACCGAAUCAUAGUGUUGUAUCCACUUCUACUCCUUACCGCUACGUCCACCCACCAUAUGUUUAUACGCCCAUAAUUGGCAGUCCACCUUCUCACGUUGUGCAUUGCAGAGGAAUUUCCGAACCUAAUAAUAACGCCAAACUAUCGUCUUACUCUCCGCAAAAUGCCCUUCACAGACAGCCUUACGUCUUCACUGACGACCGACACGCCUACAACGACCUCGAUCUUCUCUCUGCAACGUUGCAGCGGCAACCGCGUCCAAUGCAGCAAUUUGUGGAGAUAGCGCCACCAGCAGUGUCAAGCCCACCUUAUGGUCGGCUGAGACAACCAAUAACUAAUUAUACAGUUGCAGCCCCGAAUAAUCGAUACGCGGUAGUGAACUCUCGAAUGGUUCCUGAUGGUGAGAUCACCCCGUUAAUGGAACCCGUGGUAACUUUGAAGCGAGUUCGGGUUCCUACUGUUCCUAGCGCACAAGAAGAUGUGGUAGGUGGCGGAACCUCCGAAGAGGGUGGCAGUGAAGCUUUUGACCAGAGGAGUAGUCCAAACUCUCUCAGUGAGGCCUUCAUCGAGGCAGAAUUCAAGGAACAUGAGAUUGACGAUGAGGAAGACGAAGAAUCGAUCACUGAUCCUAAUGCCAAAUUACUCACGUCAAUGGAAGAACAGACAAUGACAACAACUAAACCACGGAGUAGUGAAGGAGAACAACUGACAAAAUCUCCACACCACCAGCCGGAAUCAGAAAGCCAGGCAACCGAAGAGAUCAUGGUGAGCUCGGAGACUGGGUUCCCUUCUUCAAAUUCAGGAAAUCCUCCUCCUCCACCACCACUACCACCACCGACGUACACAGUCCAUGAAGCAAGUUUCGUUUGA